Messenger RNA from Strongyloides ratti, 1506 nucleotides. Its product is annotated as XPG-I domain and 5'-3' exonuclease, C-terminal domain-containing protein. Gene Ontology annotation, molecular function: 5'-flap endonuclease activity. NCBI's taxonomy places the organism in Eukaryota, Metazoa, Nematoda, Chromadorea, Rhabditida, Strongyloididae. The transcript has 2 exons. The record is from RefSeq and is a predicted model, not a curated record. The coding region runs from base 1 to 1506 and encodes 501 amino acids.
AUGUUUAUAGAUUUAAAAUUUUACCCAUGUCCAAUUAUGUCAAAACCUUUCUAUGAUUUUGUGGUUCGAUUCGCUGAACCUAUAUCUGUUAGCGAGUUAUUUGGUCAAACAGUGGUUAUUGAUGGGACAUCAUGGGUUUUUGAAAUUAAAGGCACAACUAGUUUAGAUCGCCGUUCUGUUGGCUAUAGAUUCGUGCAACGUAUCUGCAAACUGGUUGAAAAUAAUAUCAAUCCUAUUGUUUUUUUUGAAGAGAUGGAUGUAAUUAAAAAAAAGAAAAAUAGAAAUUCUAAGUCAACCAAAAACCAAACUUAUAAUCCAGCAAUUGUUGAUGUUUUUAAUGUUUGUCAACAGCUUAAGGUUCUUUUAACAUCAUUACGUAUUUCAACAUCAACUCUUCAAAUUUCUUCAUGCAAGCAAGCGGCGCUGAUGGAAUAUAAUAAUAAAUGUAGUGGAAUAAUUACCAAAGAUCCUGAAUUUCUUUAUUAUGGAGGAAGAAAGUUAUAUAUAAUGGAGUGGGGCAAUGAAAAAGAAGAUAUAACAAAUGUAAAAAUACUUAGUAUGGAUACAUUAGAAAGAGAAUAUUCACUAUAUAGAAAUAGAUUAAUUGCUAUUGGAAUGUUUCUUGGUUGUGAUGCAUUACCUGGUGGUUUUCCUAAUAUUGGUACUGUUAUUGCAUUAGAAAUAGUUAGUGAAUUUACAAUGAGUGAAGAUGAUGCUCCGUUAACAAUAUACGAACGAUAUAAAAGUUUUAUGAAAAAAGAAACAAUAACAAAAGGUCCAUUAACUGCAACUCUUAAUAAAUUAGCUCGUGUAAAUUUUUAUGUGCCAAAUGAAUUUACGGAUAAUGAUGACUUAACAAAACGAUUAACAUUAUACUUAAUGGGAAGUGAUGAUUCAUGUGAUGAAAAGUAUUUAAAACAGUUUCCAUUUUUUACUGAUUCUAUAACGAGUAUUAAUUUUCACUCAUUUGCUAACAUUUCUGCUUAUGGUAAUGAGUUUUUGAAAAAUGUAAUGAUUGCUGGUGAUAAAUUGUUAUUAGAAGGAAAAAAGUUAAUAUCUAUGUUAGAAGAUGCUGUUAAAGUUGUUGAAAAAAAGCGUAUUCAUAAUACUAUAAGAACAAAUAAUGUUUAUUCUCCAAAAAGAUUGGAAAAUAUUCGUUGUUCAAAAAGAGAAAUUGCAGCAUUAAAAUUAUUACGUGCUAAAGAUGAAUAUUAUAUUAUAAAGUCAGAAGAAUAUGUUGAAUCAUCUGAAUCUGUCGUUGCACAACCAUCAACUUCAGGAAGUAAUAAUUCAUCACCAACUAUGGAACCUAUAGUUGAUUCUCCAGGUGUACUUCACCAAGCCAACAAUCAUAUAUUAAUAAAGGGUACUGACAUCACUCUAUCAAAUUCUUUUCAAAAUUAUUUAGAUGUCAAAGUACAAAGAAAUAUUCAUGAAUAUGACCAAGAAACUAAUGAUGCAGAUGAUUUACCACAACCCAAAAAAGCUCGAUUUCUUGCCUCAUAA